AUGAACCAAGAAGAUGGUACCAACAAGCUUAGAGCAAGCAAAGUCAUACCGUCCCUAGGUGGGGCGGCAACGUCGAGUAUGGAUUCGACAGCAAAAGCCGCGGAACAGAGUUUGAAUGACGGGUUACAAACCGACGCGGCUGAAUAUUAUUUGCUGGAAAGUUUGGAAGAAAAAGGAAGGCGAACCAUUCCCAACGGGGAUGGUUUUCGACCUGCUGUUGAAGGGGAACGGGCUCCUCUUGGUCUAAAUACUCUAGGGAGAGCAUUUGAUGAAGAAGCCCCUGUGGCCACCUCGUCUGCGCCGAGGUUUCGAAACAUGGCACAACUGGCACGUCAACGAAGUCAGAGAUCCUUUCAGUCUGCUGACGAGCAGCAGACUAACGGCAACCUUUCAAAUUCAAUUCCAUUGAACAACCAGAAGCGUGUACAAUCACUGCUCGAAAGUAUCAAUGAUAACGAAGAAGAAAAUUUCAAUUCAAUGGAAGGGGAUGGAUUAUUCCGCGGGGCCCCAAUGGAAAUUGAUGUGGACGAGUCCCGUGAUCCCCUGUUCGACGAAACAAUAGAUGACUAUUCAUCAGCACAGCAUCAAAGGCUACUCGCGGCAAGGAGAAAUGGACCAAGGCCACGUUUUCAAUGGAAUCUCGCAUGCCUCAAUCCGUUGGAGUUUAUCAAAGUUUUGUUGCAGGUCACACUUGUGCCAUUUUUUGUAUGGGCUGUUCCUUUGUUCAUCAUUUCCUGGAUAUUGUUUGAGUACGCUGGAAACCCUGAGCUCGACUUCAUGCCUGGUGAAGCCACCGUUUCUUGGUGGUUGAGCUUUUUCGGUCAACACGUUAUCUUGCUUCAAUUGUCCUACAUUCUCCAAGCACUUUUGAUCGACUGUAUCAUUCUAUCCACUCGGUUAGUCUCGGUCAUUGUCGGCCCUUGGGCGGCGCUGUUUUGCCUUCAAUCACGAGGAUGGCCAUUCUUAGUCGGAUGCUGGGGAAUCUUGGCGAUGGUAUUCUUACACGGUGACGAUGCCUUUAGCCAGCAUUGGCUGUACUUUACUGGAAUGAAGAUUUUCACUGCUUCUAAUUCGGGAAGCUACAUUAUCGCUUCUAAUGCAUACCUUCGAGUUCUGAUUGGAAUGGUACUUGCUGGAGCUAUCACAUCGUUGAAGCGAACAUUUGUGACCCUCUACUUUGGAAAGAGAAGUUUUGAUAUAUACAAGACCAAGCUGGAGAAGCUUCUCAACAAGGUGAUCUUGGUUUCUGAAGUUGCUGAGCUUUCGGCUGCAGCGAGUGAUAUCCCACUAACAGAUAGCAAGAGAAGUGAUGCCACGCCGGUCAGCGAUCGAAGAAGCGGCCUUGGUCUCGGUGUUCGCUGGGCUAGUCUUCGUUUUGAGGACGGCAAAACAAUGAAAAAUGCUCCAGGGGAUGUGAUUCAGGAAAAAGAUGAUCUAGAUAAUGAUGAGGAUGGUGAAGAUGAUGAUAGCGAUGGAAGUGAUAGUAGUUACGACAGUGAUCGUGCCGGGAUCAAGAAGGGUGGGCGCAAGCAAGAUAAAGGCAAAGAAAUAGAGGAUCAGAUUAAUUCUGAUCGAAGGGCCAAUCGUACUCCUUUCACCAAAUCCUACUCUACUCUUUCACUUGACACAAGUGUAAAGCACUUCAAAAUUAAGAAUCUACUGGGCCGAUGGGACGAUCCAUUGAACAAGAUGGAUACGGGAUCGAACUCUUCAGUCUCGGACAUUUUGAAGUUUCGUAAGGCCCUAACUUACAUGGAUCUUGAACACCCAUUCUCCGAUUCGUUUGGACCAGCAGCAACCAGAGACGAACUAUUGACUUCUUCUCAGGCUGUCUAUUCGCGGCUUCGACAGCUUGCGGAAGGAUCAUCGAUCUUGCCUUUCUCUGUGCUAGCGGUAUUGGCCGAAAACGAUGAUGGGACCAUCGACAAGCAGAAGCAAAAAAGCUUGAAAAAGACAUUCCCGCCAGACAGAAGUGGCAAUGUCUCUCUCUUAGCAUUUGUGAGCGGCUGUGAUUCAGUCUACAAGAAGCUUCGUUACUUUAGGGCCUCUGUAGGCAACGCAUCAGUGAUCGACAAAGUUCUCGAGAAUAUAGUCGACACUGUUUUCUUCUUUGGACUCACUGUCCUCAUUCUGGCCUUAUUGAACUUAAAUCCAUGGCCACUACUUGUGUCCACAACCACCCUGCUGGUGACUUUUGCUUUCGCUGUUGGACCAAGUGCUCAAACUGCCAUUGAGGGCAUGAUUCUCAUUGUGGGUCGAAGACCUUAUGACAUUGGUGACCGAAUCAUCAUUUCUGAUAGCCCUGGCGGAUCGCCUCCAGGAGUAGGCGAAUCGUGGUUCGUUGAAGACAUUACACUCUUCUCCACAACAUUACGAUUUGGACACACCAAUGAGGUCGCAACUGUUAGCAAUGGCUCAAUUUCACAAGCAAGAAUCACAAACUGUGCGAGAUCAAAGAACGCGAAUGUUCGCCUUGAAAUGCGGUUUCACAUUCGUCUUCAUGAGGGCUCCAACUUAUCAGACUUUAGGGAAGCACUUGAUGCCUAUGUCUUGAACAAUCCAAACCGGUGGAAUUCGAUCAAUUACUUCCGCUGCCAAGAAAUUGAUACUGACAAUGAGUUCUUGACCUACCGCUUGGUGACUCGGUCAACUCAGUCAUGGCAACCUGCAUCGAGAGUGCUUGAGCACCGAGCACAGCUACACCGGUUUUGUUUAGAUCUUGCAAUCAAGAUGGGAGUUCAAUACGAAGCUCCGAUUCUAGCUCGUGUUGUCUAUAACGGAGGCGAAAUGCUGGAUGCCUCUGAUCCCAAGGUGAAUAGAGCAAGAGAUCGGCAAGAAAGUAUAGGAUCUGUCCGAUAA
Molecule: messenger RNA, 2859 nt
Organism: Cylindrotheca closterium
Lineage: Eukaryota; Bacillariophyta; Bacillariophyceae; Bacillariales; Bacillariaceae
Source: the annotation of a GenBank genome assembly